GUCCCCAUUGCUUCCGUGCUGCCCAUCCCUAUACCACUCUGCCCCUCUCUCGACGCCAAUUGCUUGCCCAAGAGUGUUGCGACGCUGAUUUGCGCCUUCUCUCCGCCAUGUCCACCGUCAAGGACCAGGUGGGCGAGGUGUUGCUGGGCACCUCCGAGGAGCCGCAGAUGUCGCAACUGACGCGGGCCGCCUUUAUGAAGCAUGCCCUCAAGGACGAAGCCAGUGGCGAAUACUAUCUCAGCGAGAACGAGUUCAUUGAUGCUGUCGCGCCCGAGAGCGAAGAUUAUCACAAAAUCAAGCGCUUCCAGUAUGGCAUCCUCUUCGUCGUCGCAGAUCGCGAGAAGAAGGGCCGCGUCACCCUGCGUGACUGGAGCAACUUCCAGAACCUGCUUGCGAAGCCCGACGCCGAGUACGAAGUCACCUACCGCCUCUUCGAUUGGGACGGUGACGGCCUCAUUGACUUCAGCGAGUUCUACAAUGUAUGGAAGGCGCACAAGGGCGAGGACAGCCUGCCGUUCGACUGGAAUUCAGAGUGGGCAACGCUAUACAUCGGAUCCAAGGACAAGCGUCACACCAUGACCUACCCACAAUUUUCCCAGAUGCUUCGCGGAUUGCAGGGCGAGCGCGUCCGGCAGGCCUUCCUGCAUUUCGACAAGAACAAGGACGGAUACAUUGAGCCUGAGGAAUUUCAGCGCAUCAUCCUAGAGACCGCAAGCCACAAGUUGUCCGACCACCUCCUCGAGAACCUACACACUCUCUGCAACAUUUCCGCCGGCAGCAAGAUUUCCUACGCCAACGUACGGGCUUUCCAGAAUAUGAUCCAGCAGAUGGAUAUGGUAGAGCUAAUCAUCCGAAAUGCGGCCAACAAGAGUUCAGAUGGCAAGAUUACUCGUACUGAUUUCCUGAAUGAGGCUGCUAGGAUCAGCCGAUUCAACCUGUAUACCCCCAUGGAGGCCGAUAUCCUCUUUCACUUUGCCGGUCUCGAUGAGCCGUCAGGACGGUUGGGCCUAAAGGAUUUCGCUCGAGUGCUGGAUCCGUCAUGGCACACGGCGUAUUCCUUGGGUUCCAGCGCGAUUGCGGAUGCUGGCCAAAAGGCUUUCUCGACGACAAAGUCAUUGCUCUAUGACGUCCUGGAGGGCGUUCAUCACUUCGCAUUGGGAAGUUUGGCGGGCGCGUUUGGUGCCUUUAUGGUGUACCCCAUUGAUUUAGUGAAGACACGAAUGCAGAACCAGAGGAGCUCACGCGUCGGAGAGAUGCUGUACAAGAACUCGCUCGAUUGCGCGCGGAAGGUCAUCAAGAACGAAGGGUUCAGGGGACUGUACUCUGGGGUACUCCCACAGCUCGUCGGAGUUGCGCCGGAGAAAGCCAUCAAGCUGACAGUGAACGAUCUGGUCAGAGGGAAAUUCACAGAUAAGCAGACAGGCAAGAUUUGGUGGCCGAUGGAACUUAUUGCAGGUGGCACGGCUGGCGGCUGUCAAGUGGUCUUUACGAACCCACUCGAGAUUGUCAAGAUUAGAUUGCAGGUCCAGGGUGAAGUCGCAAAGACGGUCGAUGGCACUCCUAAACGCUCUGCGAUGUGGAUCAUCAGGAACCUGGGUCUCGUCGGCUUGUACAAGGGCGCUAGCGCAUGUCUCUUGCGGGAUGUCCCUUUCUCGGCCAUCUACUUCCCCACCUACAGCCACUUGAAGAGGGACUUCUUUGGUGAGAGUCCGACUAAGUCGCUUGGUGUGCUGCAGAUGCUCACGGCUGGCGCCAUCGCUGGCAUGCCGGCGGCCUACUUCACGACGCCGUGCGAUGUCAUCAAGACCAGAUUGCAGGUCGAAGCGCGGAAGGGUGAGGCCACUUACACUGGCCUCCGACAUGCGGCGAAAACAAUCUACCAACAGGAAGGAUUCAAGGCGUUUUUCAAGGGCGGGCCAGCCCGUAUCUUGCGAUCCUCUCCCCAGUUUGGUUUUACGCUGGCCGGUUACGAAGUGCUGCAGCGGGCCCUCCCUAUGCCGGGCCACGCUGACGAGGAGGGUCCUCGCAGUCACGUCGAACCCGGAGUCGGACUUGCAGAAGCUAAAGCACCGCUGCCGUACCUACGCAGCCGAAACGCACUCAAGAUUAUCUUGGACCUAGACGAGAACUUUGGACGCCCGAAAUUGCCGCAGGGCAAGACGUGGCCGGGCCUUGCAGGCUUGGGCGGAAAACCGCAGGCAUGAGGUCCUCCUGCACACGUCGAGCCUGGAGGGAUUCCUGAGAGGAGAGGUGCAGCGUGGGUAAAUGGGGAUUGGAUGGAUUCUCGUAUGGGAUUUCGCAUUUGGCGCGGUUCUGGUUUAUCAUCCAAUUAUUUUCUUUUGGCGUCCGACCGCCUUUGAGGG
Molecule: messenger RNA, 2363 nt
Organism: Lindgomyces ingoldianus
Lineage: Eukaryota; Fungi; Ascomycota; Dothideomycetes; Pleosporales; Lindgomycetaceae
Product: calcium-binding mitochondrial carrier protein-like protein Aralar1
Exons: 4
Coding region: 108-2204 (698 amino acids)
Biological process (GO): malate-aspartate shuttle; aspartate transmembrane transport; L-glutamate transmembrane transport
Molecular function (GO): L-aspartate transmembrane transporter activity; L-glutamate transmembrane transporter activity; calcium ion binding
Source: RefSeq, a predicted model, not a curated record